Strongylus vulgaris is the source of this 1080-nucleotide messenger RNA. Lineage: Eukaryota; Metazoa; Nematoda; Chromadorea; Rhabditida; Strongylidae. The record is from the annotation of a GenBank genome assembly.
AUGAAGGCGUCAGAUACAACUCCCGAAACACCUAUUGCUUCCGACUUUCAAGCUCCAGAUUAUGCGCAUACCGUAGAUGUUGAUGUCGACACCACAGAGUCGCCUUGGGACACGAUCUCUGUAGAAAGUUGCGCUUCUGAACCCGUUAUGCGCGGUUCAUCUGGAAUCAGUUACCGCUUGAGACAGUGGGUGAAAAGACCAGGGCGCAGACGUCAGAUGCGUGCCCAUCCAGACGACCCUUCUGCAUCGACUAUGAGCGAGCCAUGGGAUGAGAAGAAAGAACGAAUACGACAGGCAAGUCCUUAUGGACGAUUGCUAGGAUGGGAUCUCCUUCCUGUAAUCGUAAAAAGCGGAGACGAUUUGUUGCAGGAGUUACUAGCAUAUCAACUUUUAGUAACACUUAAGGAAAUAUGGGAGGAAGAAGAUGUGCCGUUAUAUUUGCGACCAUACAAAAUAGUGGUUACAUCGCCGGACUCAGGGAUGAUUGAGCCCAUACUAGACGCUUGCUCAUUGCAUCAGAUCAAACGCAAUCAGAGUGCUUUGUAUCGGGAAGAAGGAAAAACUGACGAACCAUCUCUAGAGGCUCAUUUUGUCGAGACAUUUGGACCGAAAGGUUCUUCAACAUACCUUCAGGCACAGCAGAAUUUUGUGCACAGUUGCGCAGCCUACUCCCUCGUUUGCUACUUUUUACAAGUGAAAGACAGGCACAAUGGUAAUAUUCUGAUUGACGCCGAUGGUCAUUUGAUACAUAUAGACUUCGGCUUCAUUCUCUCAAUAUCCCCAAGAAAUCUCGGUUUUGAGACUUCGCCAUUCAAACUCACAUCAGAACUGAGAAUCAUUGCAGCAAGGAAACAUCACGAACGAAUCAUGACGAUAGUACAGAUAAUGUCUAAAGGUUCUCAGCUGCCAUGUUUUCGAGGUGGUGCUGCGAUGUUGCGAGCUUUGAAGGGGCGGUUCCACAUGAAUUAUACUGACGCAGAACUGCAGAAGCUGGUUGAUACUCUGGUGGAGCAGAGUCGAGAUUCGCUAACCACAAGACUCUACGACAAUUUCCAAUACUAUACAAAUGGAAUUUUAUAA